Messenger RNA from Miscanthus lutarioriparius, 2433 nucleotides. The record is from the annotation of a GenBank genome assembly. Lineage: Eukaryota; Viridiplantae; Streptophyta; Magnoliopsida; Poales; Poaceae.
AUGGCUGGUGGGAAUUCAACUGGAGACCACUGCUCCUAUGAUGCACUCAAACAAUGCUCCUCUCGGAUUAUAUGCGACGGCCAAUCCCUGUCCUUGUUCCACAAGAGCUUGAGACACAGGUUGUGGCUUGUGAAUGCUCUGUUGGUCGCCAGCGCCAUCAUGGCGGGAGUCAUAGUCGGGAUAGGCGUCUUUGGCCAACGUUACCGCUACCACUGCCUCACCAGGUUCAUCUUUGUUGGAGCCACUACCUUGUUCUUGCCUCUCAUGUCCACCGUUGUCCCCUUGGUUGCUGGAUCAAACGACUAUGUCACAGACACAGAGGAGGGGCGGUUGGCUGCAAAGUGCGAACCAGAAUUUCAAUCUACCAUGGUCAUAAUAUGGGCAUCCCUUGUUCAGAUAAUCAUGAUCAAUACCAGUGCAAUAGUCGCUGUUGAUGACAGAGAAGGUAGAAACAUAGGUCCUCCUUUUGAGCUGCUUUUUCAGGGGGCCUGGACAGUUUACCUUGGUAUCACCUAUCUGAUCAAUACUGCCGUUGGUGGCAGAAUUCAAAGCAGAGAAGACCUCGAAUUUGUUCUGAUUAUUACUGGAAUUGAAGGGAUACCUUUUGCUCUCACAUGUGCCAAAAUGGUGUCCAAAUAUUAUGCAUUUGAAAAGGCACGGCGAUCCUUUGCUCUCGGAAACAAUCCUCAUCUUAUUUUUGCCUACAUGCAGCAACCACCACCGGUACAAGCAGGGACAAGUCACCGUAGAGAAUCAGCAGUAGUAACUGAUGAGGAUGCUCCUCCACCUCCACUACUGGUUAUGGGAGAGGGGAAAAGAUACAUGGAGAAGCAGUCUCAUGGGUAUGUAUGGAAGGGUGACUCAGGCACACCUGUGCAUGGAAAAGAUGGCCUGGUAACCAUUGAUAGUGUUUGGAAGAUGACAGCCUGCUUCUUUCCAUUCUCAACACUGCAACGACUACAAGACUUAUGCUUGUCCUUUGCAUUCUUCAAGUUGUUGCGGUGCCGGUUUGCAAGGUACAAUGUCAACACUGCUAAUGCCUCGAUUGACAUGUUCACUUUUUUCUGGAGGUUGCUCCUCAAGGAUGGAGACCACAACAGGGUGUUUCAGGUGAUUUCGGAUGAGAUUUCUUUUGUUCAUGACUAUUAUUACACAUCCAUUCCGAUCUCCUAUUCCAAGUGCUGGUUGCCCAUCGUGGGUAUCUUUAUUUCACUCUUGAGCAUAGCUUAUUGCAUCUUGGCUGCAAUGUGGUUCAGCUACCUUUUAGUUGGAAAUACUAGUUCCGUACCUCAGCUUUGGUGUGGCAUCAGUUGCACUGAAAAUCAAUUGCAAACACAAGUGGACCCAAGAGGGUAUGGAAGCUGGCUCUUUGUUCUCGUGCCACUAUUUUUCCUUCUGGUGCUAGUUUUGAUUGUUGAGGUGAGGGACAUAGCUUCCUACAUCUGCUCUGACUGGACCAAAGUAGCCCUCGUGUGUCGCCUCCUAAACUGUGCCGCCUCCUCCUCCUCGAAGCAUUCUCUUUGCAUCCAGAAAUGUGCUGGCGUUUUGCUCCGCUACAGAUGCAAGUUAUUGAGGACGCAAUGGGAUGAGAAAAUUGGCCAGUGCUCAGUAUUGAUGCUUCAGCCAAGAGCAACCCCGCUUGGUCUUCUCUGGCAUCUUUUCCCCUUUUUACCAGACCAGAACAGGAAGGUCAGGGUGCCAGCAGCAGUGAAGGUUAGCAUCAUCCAAGCGCUAAGAAGAACUAGAGAUGAUGGAGGACAGCUGAGCAAUGGAGCAGCAUGUCUCCACCGCCGCCGAGACCAGGUUGGUGAAAGCUUCAACUGGGCUUGCAGCAACAAGAGUACAUCUUAUACCAUACUCACAUGGCACAUCGCCACAAGCAUACUUGAGGUCAGGUACCCACACCUGCAGCAUGUUCAGAAACAGGAUUCCUUGCCACUUUCCAACACUGAUUACAAGAUGGUUGCCACCCACCUAUCAUGGUACUGUGCGUACCUCGUGACAUGGUGCCCUGAGCUGCUUCCUGACGACCAUGAAUGGAGCAGGAGCCUGUACGAGGAUGUCAAGAAGGACGCUCGGCGUGUCCUUGCCAGCUGCACAGCAGGAGACUCAACGACGCCAGAAUUGGUCGAAUUGUUGAGUGCAGAAGCGAAGCAUCAAGUAGUCAAGGACGGCGCGAGGCUGGCAAAGCAAUUGGCGGAGCUGGUGCUCGAAGGUGGUGAUGACACCGUGUGGAGGUUAUUGGCUGAAUUCUGGUCGGAGAUGAUGCUGUAUGUCGCACCGUCCGACAACCUCAAAGGGCACAAGGAGGCAAUCGCCAGGGGCGGCGAGCUGAUAACACUGUUCUGGGUGCUGCUCUUCCAUGCCGGGAUCAUCAGCAGGCCAGGCGAGGUCGACCGCAAUGCUGCUACUUCUGCUGCCGGUGUGGUUUAG